Messenger RNA from Manis javanica (Malayan pangolin), 2674 nucleotides. The record is from RefSeq and is a predicted model, not a curated record. Lineage: Eukaryota; Metazoa; Chordata; Mammalia; Pholidota; Manidae.
UUGCCCCCCCCAUAUUUGGAAUGAACAUCUGAAAGGAAGUCAGAGUCCACCUUUAACUGACUUGGAGAACAGUUACCCAGCUUUUCAUUUCAUUCCUUAUAUAAAAGUUACCAAUCAUGUAUCCCAUUUAUAACUUUAGUGGUGUGGAAGUGGAAAUACCUGCUGACCCCUUUUGGCUUUCUCAACUGAGAAAUCACAGCUAAGGACAGAAGCACGUGUGGCUUCAUGAGGUUUUUGGUAACAGUGCUGAAAGGAAAUCAUGGGUGUAAGGCAGAAGAACUCCAGGUUACAGCAUAGGAUGUGAUGAGAUACAUGAGCACCUCAUAUGAGGACGCUAAUAUUUGCGUUUCACUGAGCUGUUGUUUCUCAUGGAUGUCUUUUGACUUAGCUUUUUCUUUUCCAGAUUCUCUCAGAAGAACUCGUCUGAUCCUCUUUGUCCUGCUGCUCUUUGGCAUUUAUGGAUUCUUUAAAAACCCAUUUUUAUCUGAUUACCUUGAGAGAAAAAGCUGAUGUACAAUUAAGAACAAUGGUUGACCUGCCUCAGGAUUUCAUCCGAGAAUUUGCCUGUUGUCCCAUAUAUAUAUUUUAAUGUGGCAUCAAACUGGAGAUGAGGUUUUAAUGUCUACGAAUAACCUUUCGUAGGUUAUUCUGAUGAUUCUUUGUUCCUUUAACUACUGUCUUGCAUUAGGUAAAACAAUCAAAAUAGGAAAUGCAUUGCCUCUGUGUAAUUAUUCUUAAUUUUUUAUUAGGUCUGGGUGAGUCUCCUGUAAACUAACUUGCAUUAUUUAUUAAGUCCAUCUAUAUAGGUACUUUAAAAGUAAUUUAGUGGGCUAAAACUAUUAAUGUCUGCUCUAGAAUUGCUGAAUGAAAUUUUCUGUCCUGACUUAUAUGUUCUUGAUAUGUUAAAGGUUUCUUAUUAACCCUGUAUUUUUGCCUGCUAAUUUUUUUGCUUCUAAAAUUCCAAUCCAUCCUAAAGAUACUAUUUUUGGUUGUUUCUGAGUUAAUUAGCCAUUGCUCAGUUUACUCAUUUACGUCUGUCUAGUAUGGAAGUUUACAUGUUGGGCAGAGGUGUAAGAAAGCUUUGUAAAUGCUUUAUCUCAAAUAUUGUACUACCCUACCAAACUCUUACUAUCUUUCUUAUUCUUAAUGAUGUUAUUACUGAUGUCAUUUGAGGGCAACUAAAAACAGUUGUUAGAGGAAGAAGGCUACAUGAUAAGUGAAACAGUCUGUUAAGGUUCAACCCCCCCCUUUUUUUAAAUGCCAGUGCCAGUUUUUAUGCUAGGUUUAAGUAACGUAUUUCAUAGUGUAGAUCUCUAACCAAUUGUGUCAGGAUAAUUCAGGGUGAUUGAUAAAACUGCAGUCUCUUCUGGGACCUUCCCUAAAUCUACAAAAGAGAAGAUUUCCAGGGCCAUGACCUGGGAACCUGUAUAGACAUACUGCUAUAGUGAUUUUUAUGCACAAUGGAAAUUGAGAACCAUUGGCUUGAAUUUCUAUUACUAGAUAUUAUAAGGAGAAGCAGCAAAUAAUUCUUAGUUUUAAUUGGAAAGUACAAAGAUGUCUUUUUAAUGUGAAUCAUUUAUUCCUUGAACAUGGUCCAGAAGCGCAGAAGCCCUAGUUUCUACUCCUCACUCUGAUUUAAUGUAUGUGAACUUAGGUAUUUCCUUUUUGGGGGGCUUUCUUGCAUCUGAAAAAUAAAGUGGUUGGAAUUUUAUGAAUCUGUCAAAUUUGUAAGCAUUUCUUUUCUUCCAAUUAGUCCAUUUCCAGACAACGAUAGGGCUUGAUUCUGCAGUAGAUCCUGUCCAGAUGAAAAAUGUCACCUUCGAACACAUUAAAGGAGUGGAGGAAGCUAAACAAGAAUUACAGGAAGUUGUUGAAUUCUUGAAAAAUCCUCAAAAAUUUACCAUGCUUGGAGGCAAACUUCCAAAAGGUCUUCUACCAACAGCUAGAGUUCACAACUCACACACAGCCGGGACCCGCGCACACGCGCGCACGGACGACCCGCAGCCCGCCGCCACCCGCAGCCCGGGCCGACCCAAGCCGCGGGGCCGAGCGACAGCGACCGGCGGCGCGCAGCAGGCACUUUGCAGGGUCCGCGCCGGGCACAAGUUACUUGCCCGACUCCCAGGGCCUCCGCGCUGAGGGAGGAUAACACGGAGGGGGAUGAGAGGAGGCGACGCCGAAGGGCAGCAGAGUGGGGAAACGCGCGGAAAGCAACAGCCGCUCCACCCAGACCAGAAAACUGGCCGGCCGGCCGCCCAGCGCCGGGGAUGCGGCGGCGGCGGCAGGAGCGGCCAGCCGGAGAGAGGCCGAGGAAAAGACUCGACAGCGCAGGGAGAGCGGACCGGCCGCGGCGCGGGUCAGGCAGCGGAGGCGGGCAGAGAGCGCUCCGUUCCACUUGGCCGUCCCUGCUCCGGCCGCCCGGGCUGCCCGGCUCCCCCUGACUCGGCCGCUCCCCGGUCCCCUCCGCUACUCACCGUUGCUGCACCGCUGACUCGUCGGCUUUCUGCGCUGACACCCGGAGCCAUCCGUCGGCUCCUCCUGCGGCCGCCGGUAUGUUGGAGACCCGUUCUCCGCUUCUCUCCGCACCGCACCUGGCUUACGACACUCACGGCUUUACGGCCUCACGUUCUUUACGUCCAGAGGCUCGCUCUACGGCGGGAAUCUUGUUGCUAGG